Messenger RNA from Exophiala oligosperma, 12800 nucleotides. RefSeq lists its product as uncharacterized. The record is from RefSeq and is a predicted model, not a curated record. Gene Ontology annotation, biological process: protein polyubiquitination; positive regulation of protein catabolic process; proteasome-mediated ubiquitin-dependent protein catabolic process. The transcript has 3 exons. Gene Ontology annotation, molecular function: ubiquitin-protein transferase activity. The coding region runs from base 448 to 12477 and encodes 4009 amino acids. Lineage: Eukaryota; Fungi; Ascomycota; Eurotiomycetes; Chaetothyriales; Herpotrichiellaceae.
CGCAUUAUUGCAUGCGCUUCCUUAUUUCCAGCACCUUCACUUAGCAAACCAUCCGAUCGAUCAAUCGCUCUCACUGCACACAACACACAUUUCGUCCUUUUCGUCCUUUUCUCCUUCUCACUGCUACUGUACACAACUUCAUCUGCAGUAUUAAUAUCAGUACCGUUCCGAAAGCAAGGAGUUCGAGGUCAGUACACCUUUCCUGCCGCACUUCUCUAAUUACAGUGAGACUUUCUUGCCCCGGACCUUGCAUUAUCACAUCUACCUCCCAUCUGUGGCCACCGGUCCAAAUCGUCAGAGUAGACCAGGAGUUUGAAUCGAGAUCCUACAGAUUUAAUCUCCCUAAAUUUCCGAGCCGUCGUCGCACUCUGGUGAACUUCUCAGGCUGAACGAAAUUGCACUUUCUUCGAUGCAGCCUAUGCUGCAACACAGCGGCGUUCAGUGAAGAUGGGGAAGGUUACGAGGAAGCCACAGGAGAAGCACAAGGUAUCUUUGUCGCCUGCGGUGUCAGAUCUCGUCCAGAAAGUUUCCACCGUCCCUCUCGCAGAUCUACCCGCCCUCUUCAGCGGCUGGUCACAAAGAUGGCCAUACCCUCGUGGCGAUUUGAACAACUGGAUCGAACCUCUUGAUCGAUUCGACAGCAUCCUCCAAUCUUUCAAUGCGAAAUAUGGCUUGGAUAAAGGUCCACAGACCACCUCAUUUGGUAUCUCAUUACUUCUCGAACAAAGUCCCGGAACCGACGAGAAGAGAUUGAAAGAGCUAGGGUUUGGACCGGAAGGUGACAGAGAACUGGUGGAAGCGAUCCUGGUCUUCUCGAAGCUGCUGGUUGAAAAGUGCGCGAAUCGUACAGUCUACAACAGCACAGAUCGCUUAAACGAUCUGCUCAACACCACGUCUUUGUCCCUUCUUCAUACCACUCUACGCAUCACUUUCUAUUUAGCACAGCGGUUCGCCGAUAGAUCUCUUGGAUCGCGGCCGUCGGCGGGCAAGUUCUACGACUUUGAUCACGAACGUCUGCAAAAGUUGGCGGCGCCCUUAGGACAGCUACUGCCAUCAAGCAAGCGCGGCACUCUAUCUCCGGUGAAGACAACAAAGUCUAAAGAGAAAGGAAGCCAUGUUACCAAAGCUAGGCGAAGCUCUGCCACCGUCAGCCCCAGUGACUUCCGCUCCUUGUGUAAGGAUGCAUCGAAUCACAAAGAUGGCGGGAAGACUGCGUUCGUGCCUGACCGAGAAUGGCAGACGUGGGCGUAUGUCAAGGUUACGUGGUCAUCGCAGAGCUCCGAAAAGUACAGUAUUGCAACCGAGGAUUCUUCCGAUCUACCAGACGCUCCAUCGACGCCUACCCCUGCUAGACGAUCAUCUGGGCUCAGCAGAUUAGAUACGAAUAGUCCACCAAAUGCACACUCUCCUGAAAAGGUGGGUGGACGGCAGAAAGCAGAAGGUGAUUUGCAUUGUGUCGAGUUCACCUACACAGAACUGGCGAGCACUUCGAUCGAAUCCAUCCUGCGGGAUCAGCCUGAAGAAAUGCCGGCCAAUUCACGAUACGAGCUGCUGCACCAGCUUCGUGUCGCGUACGGCUUGGUGACUUCGGCAAAGACUCGGAAGGAGCUGCUCGCUAUUCGAUUACUCGCCAUCAUGAGUCUCGCCAAUGUUUUCAAUGAUGAGGUUGACUUUUCUCAGAAGGUUUUCCCGAGCGAACAAGGAAUGCACAAGCCUCAUGAGUUGAUCCAGCAGCUUGUGAGUCUAGCUCAUGACGCGAAAAAAGGACAAUCCUCUGUGUCUUUGUACCUCCAAACCCUCGCAAUGGAGACCAUGACCUAUCUGGCUCAUUUCAAGUCGUUCGGCUCUGAGAUUAAUACCGCUUUAGGGGCUGGCUCUUCCCAAGGCCUUCUUUCUCAAUUAAUCCUCAAAGGCUUGCACGACAUUGCUAAGGACCACGACAGCACCGAUACUCCAGUUGGGGAUGAAUGGCGCGAAGCAAUUUUCUCUAUGCCUCGGACCCUGAUCGAAGUAGCUGGUCAUCACGGCCGGUCGAGUGAGGCUGUCAUCGCUACUACCUUCAUCACCACAUAUUUGUCUGGCUUCGAUAUCACAAGUGGAAAAGCUCUGCGUGUCCAUUUGCAGAUGCUUGAUUUUAUCAAAAUGUUCUUCCACCAUUUCAAGGAUGGCCUCACGACCCUGCUGGCAAAUAAUGCAUACGAACAUAUUAGCAACCUCUUGAGCAAAUUGGUGCAUAAUGCUUGGUCCAUGCUGCAGGACGGCGAGGGCAUUCCGGUCCAGUACAAGACUCGCGUUACAGACUAUGAAAUUCCAUAUAUGCACCAGCAGAUCAUUCGCUCCAUCAUUGAUAUGAUCAAUGACAUCAGUACUCACCAAGGUGCUCAGGCAGAUCGUGUCUUGAGAAGCCUGGUCGACUCCCAAGCACUCCUCCGAGCCUUCCGUCUCGUCACUGAUCAUUUGACCGCCUUCGGUGCACACACCUGGAGCGAAGUUGUCAAAGCGAUAUGUGGGUUCCUCCAUAAUGAGCCGACUAGCUACACUGUCAUCUCGGAAGCAGGCAUCAUACAGAGUCUCCUGGAGACCGUUACCGUGGGCCAGAAACCUGAGGAUGGUCGAAAUCCGAGGUCCGUGUCGUCCCGGCCUGAGAAUCGUCCACAAGGCAUACCACCGGUGCAAGAUGCAAUAGUGAAUGUGUCUCAGGCGUUCGGUGCUAUAUGUCUGACAAAUGCUGGAUUUGAUCAUUUCAAGGCCUCUGGGGUGUUGGAAAAGUUCUUCGAGAUUUUCGAAUCGCCAGCACAUGUCAAAGUGUUGACUGAUGCCAAUGUUUUCGCGCUUCUUGGAUCAACAUUUGAUGAGCUCAUUCGCCACCAUCCUAACAUGCGAAAUGCAGUCAUGAGCGCCGUCAUUGUUAUGAUGUCGCGCGUGAGACAUAUCAGCAGAGCUCUGUCUGUCGAUUUUGGUGCUGGCCCCAAACUCUGGCUCCCUUCUCAAGAGCCGCUGGCACCUUGUGGGGGUCGGGAGGCUCUUUCUCUUGAAAUCGCCCCCCCUCCAGUAUCAGAAGAUGGGAUCACUCCUCCACCUCGUGUCCUCGAAUUGCCUAAUGACAACAAAUUGACUGUCGAAGACUCGAUAUUGCCGCCAAGUAUCGUAUCCGAGGCCCCGAGGGAUCAAGACAAUAAUGGUCUCAAAGCAAACGACUAUGUUAGACCUGCCGUUGGAUUCUUGGCCACUUUCUUCGAAAACCAGAGUCUGUGCAACAUCUUCUUGGAACACGGAGCCUGCGAUCUGGUUCUGGAUCUUGUGACUCUUCCAAGCUUACCAGUCUCAAAUGAACCCUUCGACAGGAUUACUGGGAUGUUUCAGGAAGUGGCCACUGCCGUACACAUGAUGGCAGAGUGCAAACCUCACAUCGUCCUACCUACCCUGUUGGACCGCGCACGUUUCGCGUGCAGUGAGCUGAGACAUUUUGCUCAGUGUCAACCCAAAGAUUGGUCAAGCUACUUUGGGAAGUUGGUCAACCCGAACCCCGCGUCUUCCGAAAUUCCAUCUCCGAGUCAAGGCGUCGAGACUACGGGAACCCAAGUGGUUAGGGCCUUGAUGACUGUUUUCAGCAUCGCUCAAGUCUUGGCUGAAGUAUUCAAUGCUCCCAUGUACAACACGAGAUCAACUCAAAAUUUGCUGUUCUCUCAGGUCAAUCUUGCAGAUAUCUUGGCUGAGAUCGUGAAGGCAAUGGGUGGAAUCUCGGCCGCCUGUUACCGAGAAGAUAUUGCCAUCCAGCUUGAUAUCCCUGCUGGCUGGGCUCUGGAAACGCGCCCCGAAAACUUCUCAACGGGUGAUGAUGAAGUGGACAAGAUUUUGAGUGUUCGUGGGAACGGCAUACAGAUUCAUAAUGACCAAGCUUCGAACUCACCAGAGAAUGAUACUACCACCGCUGUCAACAACGCUCAAUUAGCAAAAGACAAGCAAACUGCAGCGUUCAAAAAUCUUCAAACUCUGCGCUAUCUCCUUGUUGAGACCCCUGCAGCCAUUACCGAGUUCCUUUGCCGCCUAGGACGUGGGAUCACAGGGCGACGGCGUCCCGACACUUUCGCACGCCAGAAGAAUGCCAUGGCCGCGAGGGCUUUAGCGACAGCCUAUCUUACCGAACUUCACCCCUACUUUCUUAAUCCCGUGGCCACUGAAGAACACGUCACCUCUCGGUUUACAUAUUUGGUGAUUGCAUUGGACAAUAUCCGCCGCAGCUUUUUCGACGACAGCCAUCCUACGUCCGGCCCGAUAUCACUGCCCGCUAGACAAAGCUUCGUCAUUGAGGCCUUCCGCGAUGCUGGCGGUGUCAAGAGCUUGACAUCUAUUGGAACAGAAUUUUUUGAUAAGCUGAAGUCUUGCAAGGUGGAAGAGUUCAUGUUCUCUGCCAACACUGGCCUCAAGAUUUGCCUCGAUAUCUUAGAUGAAUUCACCAACUCCAAAAACAUCAUGGACUCUGCUCAAUCAAACACCAUGAAGAUGACCGACCCGAGCAAACAGGUCUGGUUCGUGCCUGGACAAGUCCUUGUGAACCUACGCACGGAAGCAAUUCCCCUGACAAAGUUGAUCUGGGAGAGUGAAUAUGCUGAUCAGGCCUCAAAUGAUGUUGUACAAAAGUUGAUCUCCAUUCUGAAUCAUAUUCAAACUGCCGACCACGAGACUGAAGCCAUCCGAGACCGGAAAAGCAUACCUAAGCUAGAGUCAUUCUCUCCAAGAAAGUUGAGCAUUGACCUUCAAAGAAUCAACUAUCUCAAGGACAAGGGCUAUGAUGAGAGUCUUGCCCGAGAGGCUCUGUACCGUGUUAAUCCUACGCUAAACAGUAGUAACACCCCUGCAGAAGAAUACUGCAAAGCUUUCAAGUCGAAUCCGUGGCGCAGAAGACUCCCAAUCCCAACCCAGGAAGGCAAUCUUCCGGCAACUACAAAUGAUACUCCAAGUAUCUCGAGCCCCAUUUCCAAUCCUUUGGCAGCUGCAUUGAUGGGCUCACCUGCCACUGGGGCUAUCGAAGCUGCACUCGCUGAAGUCGCCAACAACGCCUCUGCUUCAUAUGAGAUGGAGGAUGUUCUGCCAUCCGAACCUCAAGCAUCGUCCGGGUCCGCAUCAAUUGGCAACUCCGGCCCGGCGACGUCAUCUGCUAUGGACCUCAGCAACAUCUUAAACGAUGAUGGUGCUGCUCAAGAGCGUCAGUCAAAACACUUGUCUCCACCGUCCCCCGAUGUACCCCUUUCCGCGCCCUAUACUGUUGAAGAGCUCACUCGCCUGAGGCAUGAACUCAGAGACGAUCUUCCCGAGCGCUGCAUCAACAUUCUGCACAACCACCCCAAUCUGACCUUUGAACUGUCCGACCUGAUCUUCAGUGCAUCCAAGGCCUCGAAGGAAGGUCACGAACAGUUUUGGACGGCAGUAAUUGAGGUGCUCUUGGGAGGGCUUCUGUCAAAUCAAUUCGACAAAGACUCAAAGGAAGGUGGCAAUGAAGCAACGGGAAAGAAGGUUUCCGCCAGUGCCCACCUCAUCGCUCUACUUAUCCAAGGUGGUGAAGUUCUCGAUUCAACUCUUAAUGUGUUUCAAGAGUCGUUCGACGGACUCCUGUCAUUCCUUCGCUUACCAGCGUCGGAUGGGCGGACAACAGAUGAGUCCUUCCCAUGGAUAGCUCCGGUGCUGUUGAUUGUCGAGAAGAUGCUAUCAAGGGACAGUGAGCCUGCCCAGGUCAAAUGGAAUACCCCCAAUGACCUUGAGACUAGCAGCAGGGCAGAGCUAGUCCCUGGUAAUGUCCUUGAUUACGAGGUGAAGCAAGAAUUAUUCGACAUACUUGUCAAUAUGCUUCCACGCGUUGGAAAGGACCAAAAUAUGGCCCUGGCUGUCACAAGAGUACUCGUCAUUUUGACUCGGUCUCGUGACAUCGCAACCCGCCUUGCUGAGAAACGCAAUCUGCAAAGACUCUUCCUGAUGGUCAAGCAGCUCGUCAACGGCGUUAAUCAUCGACUCCAGAGCUCCUUUAUGACUAUCUUACGACACAUAGUGGAAGACGAUGACACUGUGAAGCAGAUCAUGCGAAGUGAGAUCAAAGCGCUGUUCAAUUCUCGAAGCCCCAGAAAUCAGCUCGAUACAGCGGCCUAUACUCGGGAGCUUUACUAUCUGGUUCUGCGUUCUCCAGAACUAUUUGUCGAAGUCACCAAUGAAAUGGUCAAACUCGCUUCAUGGACACCUCAUGGGUCUGGAGCCAUUAAUCUUGUUCUCAGAGAGAGCGAAGCUUCCAAGUCAAAGGAGCAGAACAAGGAUGGACAACCUCAGCCGACUAAAGAAAAUGAGGAUGUUUCAAUGCGACCUGCAGCGACCGCAGAGGUCAUCGAUGAUUCUUUGGAACCCCGCAACAAGACCAAGAUCUCGGAGGCGAGACCUCCGAUAAUUGAGAAUCCUGAUGGAGUUAUUCACUUCAUUCUUUCGGAGAUGUUGACAUACAGGAAUGUUGAAGACAAGGAACCACCUGCGGAAUCGGCCACAAAGCCGGAGCAAAGCCCUGAUGAAUCAUCUCCACAAGAGACGCCCGAAGUCUCUACGCCCUUGCCUCAAGCACCGUCAAAAGCCGAAAAGCCGAAGUUCAAACUCGUAGAACACCCCAUCUUCUCCUACCGGUGCUUCUUGAUGUACAGCUUAUCCGAGCUGUUACAUUGUUACAAUCGUACCAAGGUUGAAUUCAUCACUUUCAAUCAAAAAGCGGACCCGAAGGCGGCGACGCCUUCGAAACCUCGGGCCAACGUUCUCAACUAUUUUCUGGAUAGUCUGAUCCCUUCCGGUUAUGUUGACAAGGAAGACUCGCUCGUGUUCAAGAAAAAGUCGUUGACCAGCGAGUGGGCAAUCAAAGUGAUAGUAGCAUUGUGCUCCAAAACCGGAGAAUUUGGCGCGAUAGCCCCGUCGCCGCGUUAUUCAGCACCCCCGCAAGUUGAUGAUGCAAACGACGAACCAGAACUUCAAUAUGUGAGGCGUUUUGCUCUGGAGCAUGCCAUGAAAUCAUACAAGGACGCUAUCUCAUCUAGUGACUCUCGGCAGGCUAAGUAUAGCAAACUACUAUGUCUCGCAGACAUGUUCAACCGACUUCUGACGAAACCAGCCGUACCUGAUGGGUCUGCCGGGUCUCAAAACCCAUCCUACAAGGCUCUUGCACGAAUGAUGUUCGAAAAGAACCUCACAGCGGUCUUGACGAGCUCACUUGCGGAGAUAGACUUGUCAUUCCCCGGGUCCAAAAGAGUCGUCAAAUUCAUACUCCGACCUCUGCAGGAACUAACCGCACUUGCCACAACUCUCAGUCUCACCGAACCUGACUUCGUCAACUCCGUAAGCUCAAGCACUGAAGAAGAUCUUAUAUCUUCAGCAUCGUCUGUGUCUGACGUCGAAGAGUAUCGUGAGGACACUCCGGAUCUCUUCAGUAAUUCCGCCUUGGGUAUGUUAGAUGGAGAUCAUGAGUCGGACUCGGAUUCCGAAGACGAAGAGGAAGAGGACGAUGAAGAGAUGUACGAAGAGGAAUACGAUGACGAGAUGGAAUAUGACGACGGCGUUGGCGGACCCAACGACGAUGAGGCAGUCAGUGAUGAAGAACUUGACAACGACAUGCCCCCUGAGGGUGAAAUCGAGGGUCUCCCUGGCGAUGUUCCUAUGGACAUUGAAUUUGUCGUCAACAAUCCUCACAUGGAUAUAGAUACAGAUGACGAGAACGAAGACGGAGAAGACGACGAGGAUACAGACGACGAAGAGGACGAUGAUGAUGACGAAGAGAUCAUGGUCGAAGAAGAUGACGACGUACAUGGGGGCGAGAUCACUGGUGACGAUGAAAACGAUAGCCUCAAUGACAUACAUGGCGACGAAGGCGAGUGGGAGGAUGAGGAAGACGACGAAGAUGGAGAUAGUGAAGUUGAAGAACAAGAGAUCCGUUUCGAUGCCGACGAGAUGCCGCUCGAAGGACACGGUGACCCCUCUGAUCAAGGAGUCAUCAGUGACCUCCUUCGCGUCCUUGAACACCACGACAUGGAAGAGCCAUCCGGUCACACCCACCAUAUCCCGGCCGAUCUUAUAGUCCCAGCUGCCGACAAUGGGGAUCCUGACGACGAGGACGAAGACGAUGAAGACGUCGAAGAUGCUGACGAAAUGGACGAGAACGACGACAUGGACUACGGCGAUUUCGACAAUUUCUUGGCCGACGCAGGAGCUGACGGCGAGCGCGUCAUCUGGGAAGCGCACUUUCCGCAUGCACGUCCACGCUCGCGACAUUUUCGUAAUUCCACCCAUUUGUCCAGCUUCAUGGGCCGUCGAAUCGGAGGUCGGGAAGACCUAAUGGCUAUGGGCCGCCCUGGUCGUUUAUCACAACAUGGUCGACCUGGGAUGGAUGACGGCACGAACCCUCUCUUGAGACGACCUCAACAGGAUCAUUCUCAUUCGCGACGUAUUGACCUACUUGGACCCAACUUCCUCGUAGCCCCUGGAAUGGAUACCGUUUCUGGCAUGCCAGGGUUUCCCCUUUUCGGCGCCACUCCUUUGCAGGCCAUCAUUCGUCAAGGAGACACGAUCGAAACGGGAUCCCAUGGGGGAAUGAUCGAAGACCUUCUUAUGCGCGUCGGAUUGCAUCGUGAUAAUCGUGACGCAGAGGGUCGGAUUCAAUUUCAGUUGACCGGACCACUUCCAGAUAUUCAAAAUGUCUUGCGACCAGCCACGUCAGGUAUGGCACCUCGCCAUCACGGUCGAGAAAAUUCGAUUCGUCUCCAUAAUUUUGUCCCAGCCCUCACCAUGACGAGAUGGCAAGAAGAAGCUCGUCUUCUUUUUGGCAACACCUAUGUUGAUAAAGUCCAACGUGUUCAAGUACUCAUCACGUCUCUUUUGGUCCCUCUUGCUCAAGAAGAGGAGAAAGAACGCCGACGCAAGCGUGAAGAAGAACAGAAAGCAGAACGUGAAGAGAUGGAACGACGGCGUCUCGAAGAAGAGCGACGUCAGAAGGAGGAAGAAGAGCGUGAGGCUGCAGCGAAAGCUGAAGAAGAACGCUUGCGAGCUGAAGAAGCCAUUACUGCCGCACGAGGACAGGACGAAAGCAUCUCAGACCAUGAUGAUGGCGACACUGAGCCAAUGGAAGAUGUUCAGGGCACCGAAACGAGGCUUCCAGAACAACCUGCCGAGGGCGAACGUUCUCAGUCACAACCUCGCGUCUACUUCAACAUUCGAGGUCGCGAACUCGACAUUACCGGCCUCGACAUUGACACCGACUAUCUUGAGGCUUUGCCCGAAGAAUUGCGAGAAGAGGUUGUCAUGCAACAGUACGCCUUACGACGCGACCAGGCACGCGAGCAAGGUGAUGAGUCCACAGUCAUCGACCCAGACUUCCUGAAUGCUCUUCCUGAGGAGAUUCGAGAAGAACUGCGACAACAAGAAGCCCAUGCUCAGCGCCGACGCGAGAGGGAAGCAGCUCGACGACAAGCUGCUGGCGGCGCUGGAGCCAUGCCACAGGUAGAAGAAAUGGACAAUGACACGUUUCUUGCGACUUUGGAUCCGGCUUUUCGACGGGUCAUCCUUGCUGAACAACCACCUGAGAUCUUGCGCCAGCUUGACCCCAGACAUGCAGCCGAGGGUCGCGCUCAUGCCAGGCGCCUUUUCCACUAUCCUAACGUCGGUGAUCGCGAAGGACGCGACGGCAGAGGACCUGGGGAUGGAGCUCAGCGUGACAACAAGCGAUUUAUUGUGCAAAUGGUUGACAAAUCCGGCGUGGCAACUCUUCUACGCCUAAUGUUCAUUCCACAGCAAGGAUCAUUGCGUACCAAUCUUUGGCACAUCCUCCGAAACAUUUGUGGUAAUCGUCAGACUCGCUUCGAGGUUAUCAACCUUUUGCUGGUGGUUCUCAAGGAAGGUUCGACGGAUGUGGGUGCUGUGGAACGGAGUCUGGCAAAUCUCUCCCUGCGUGCCAAAGCCCCUCAGGGACAGAAGACCCCACAACCACUGAAGCGAACUUUGUCGGUGCAGCCUGGUGGUGGUCUUGCAGAGAAUGUGACUCCUCUUGUCGUUGUGCAGCAAUGCUUGUCAGCGUUGCAACAACUCUGUCAGAACAGCGUACACACUCGAACCAUCUUCCUCCGUGAGAUUGAUGUCAGCCAAUCCUCAAAGAAGGGCAAGGAGAAAGCCAAGUCAACGAAGACAGUCAAAUAUCCUCUGAAUGACUUGAUAGGUCUCCUGGACCGCAAGUUGAUCGUAGAGAGUUCCAGCUGCCUACAGUUUUUGGCGGAACUUCUCUCUUCUGUCACCAAACCAUUGGCAGUACUGCUACGCAAAGAUAAGGAGGAGAAAACGUCGGAAGAUGGAGAGCCUGCUCAGAAGGAUCAAACCAAUGAACCCCCCGCGUCUGUGGAACAGGCUCACGAUCCACAAAGCGGUGAAGUUCGAGAUGUCGAAAUCAGGGAUGCUCCAGCUAUGACUCCAGCAAACAACGAGCCCACAACUGGAAGUGCCGCAAUCCCGCAAACUCAAACACCAGACCUCAAUGAUGAUCUGAACAGUGAGGAAGCAAAGUCGAAAAAACCAUUCGAGCCACCAGCCAUUUCAGAGCACAAUCUCCAGCUCAUUGUGAGAAUUUUCGUGGCGCCAGAGUGCAAUAGCGACACUUUCCACUCAACGCUGGAGACACUCUGGAGCCUUUCGUGCAUUCCCAACACGGCAGUCGUCUUUAGCAAAGAAUUGAUCAGCCAUGUCAAACAUCUGUCGCAGUCAAUCUGGACAGAUCUCGAGGAGCUCCUGCCUCAAUUGAAGGAUGCUCAGUCAAUUACAGAUCUUCAGGCAGUGUCUUCAAUCAAGUUUUCCCACGGAGGAUCUGAUCAAGUUAAACUCUUACGAGUUCUUCAAGCAUUGGAUUAUCUCUCUGCGGCAAAGACAGACGCGGAGGGGACGGACGACAAGAGUGUUUCCAAGAGCAUUCUUACAACUUCUUACGACACUCUUUCCCUGCGACCAUUGUGGAACAAACUGAGCGAGUGUCUUACCACAAUUCAAGACAAGGACAACAUUACCGGCUUUGCAACAAUGCUUCUACCUCUUAUCGAGUCACUCAUGGUUGUUUGCAAAAAUACCUCUCUUAAGGAUUCGGCGUUGGCUCGACAAGUACGCGAGCAACUCCCUGGAAGUCCAGCGCCCGAAACCAUGGACGAAGUUCAAGAGCUGUUCUUCAAUUUCACCACAGAGCAUCGCAAAAUCCUAAAUGACAUCAUCCGCCAGUCACCGAGACUGAUGCAGGGCAAUGGCAGUUUCAGCUUGUUAGUAAAGAACUCAAAGGUACUGGACUUUGACAACAAACGCACCUAUUUCACUAAACAGAUCCAUUCUCGCCUCCAUCAACAGCGCCACAUUCAGCCACCGUUACAACUCAAUGUUCGUCGUGACCAGGUUUUCCAGGACUCUUACAAAGCCUUGUAUUACAAGACUGCCGAUGAGAUGAAAUAUGGCAAAUUGAACAUUCGAUUCAAUGGUGAAGAAGGUGUGGACGCAGGAGGUGUUUCCCGAGAAUGGUUUCAAGUGCUCGCUCGUGGCAUGUUCAACCCUGACUGGGCUCUGUGGCAACCAGUCGCCUCAGAUCGUACUACAUUCCAUCCCAAUCCUCUCAGCUGGAUCAAUGGUGAACAUCUUCUGUACUUCAAGUUUAUUGGUCGUAUCAUCGGCAAAGCACUUCACGAAGGUCGUGUACUUGAUGCUCACUUUAGCAGAGCAGUCUACAAACGACUUCUUGGAAAAGAACCCAACCUCAAGGAUCUCGAGUCAAUGGACCUCGACUACUACAAGAGUCUUGUCUGGAUCCUCGAAAACGACAUCACUGAUGUCAUCACCGAGGAUUUCUCCGUUAUUGAAGAACAGUUUGGUGAGGAGAAAGUGGUUGAUUUGAUCCCAAACGGAAGAAACAUCCCCGUCACCGACGAGAACAAGCGAGAAUAUGUCAAUGCUCAAGUCCGCUAUCGUCUCACAACUUCGGUCUCAGAGCAGCUCGAAAACUUCGUUCGAGGUUUCCAUGAUAUCAUUCCCGCUGAACUGGUUGCAAUCUUUGAUGAGCAAGAACUAGAACUAUUGAUUUCUGGUUUACCUGAAGUCGAUGUGGAUGAUUGGCGCGCUCACACCGAGUAUCAUAACUACACAGCGAAUAGUGCACAAAUCACUUGGUUUUGGCGAAUUGUUCGUGGGAUGAGCAAUGAAGAGCGAGCGAAAUUGCUUCAAUUCGUAACUGGCACGAGCAAGGUCCCUCUCAAUGGCUUCAAAGACCUGGAAGGAAUGCAAGGAAACACCUUGUUCAGCAUUCACAAGGACCCCAGUCAGAACCGCCUUCCUACCAGCCAUACUUGUUUCAAUCAGCUUGAUCUACCGGCUUACGAUGAUUACGACACGCUCAAGAGUAGCUUGAUGACAGCCAUCAACCUUGGUGCGGAUUACUUCGGCUUUGCAUGAGUGCAAUUUUAGAGUGAUGAAAGGGGGUUGUUGUGACACUUAAAUAGCAUUUUUAUCGGUGUCGAUGUGUGGUCAGGGCGUUCGUUCGGAAAGUCCACCAGAGAGGUGGCAACAAUAUUUGCACUGGUUAGAAAGGCACAAGCGGGUGUUUGAAAAGUGCGAGGAUGGUUAUUUAAGACCACUGGCAUGGUCUACGAGUAGCAGCAUGAAUACAAAGGAGACUUGUAGGAACGAGAUGUGCAGAUCUCGUUUCUCAUUGCUUUCCCCAUUUCUUGAAUCGCCCAUAUCAAUAGAAGAGCCUCUCAAUAAACUAUGAAAACUCC